AACCACUCCUGAGGAGAAGAGGCGCUCCAGGAGACCCUCAGAGAAGGGUCCAGUGAGGAUGAAACGGCUAUCAGGCGACAGGUUGAGCUGAUGUUCAGAGCGCUAGAGGAGAACCAACAGAGUUUGCUUGAGGAGAAGGAGGAGAGAGCGGCGGAGCUGGAGAGACUCCAGGAGGCGCUAGAGAGGAGUGAGCAGGAGCAGGUGACGCUGAGACACAAACUCACCGACAUGGAGAAAGAGCUGCAGACGUCACUCGACCAACUCCUCCAGGCCAGACGGGCGCGUGAUCAGUGUCGCUCUGACAUGAGAGAUCUGCAGCAGCAGCUGUCGGACAUCCACGAUGAGCUAGACAGCGCCAAGAGCUGCGAGGCCGGAGAGAGAGACGGGCUGCUGCAGGAGCUGUGUGUGCUGCGGGGCGAGUUCCAGGCGCUGCAGCUGCUGCAGGAGGAGCAGGAGGAGGUUUUACGGCGCAGGGAGAGGGAGCUGACGGCCCUGAGAGGAGCUCUGGAGGAAGAGAUCUCAGCUCACGCCUCAGACCUGCACACACUGCAGGAGGAGCAGCAACAGGAGGUUCAGCAGCUGAGGGAGGCCACGGGUCAGGCCAAAGAGAGUGUGGCGCUGUUGGGUCGGAGGGUUCUGGAGGUGGCAGAGGAGAAAGAAGCGAAUCAGACGCUGAUCUCAGACCUGACGCACGCUAAAGCAAAGCUCCUGCAGAAGACCAGCGCUCUGGAGGAGCAGAUCUCCUCACUCAACCUCCUCAUCCAGCAGAAGGAGGCGCAGGAGACGCAGCUCAGAGAACACGCGGAGCAGCUGAUGGUGGAGAAACAGCAUCUGGAGGAGGAGCUGCAGGAGGUCAGACAGCAGGAGGAGCAGAUGUGUGGAGCCAACCGAGUGCUGACCAGACAUCUGGAGGACACACAGAGUGAGCUGAGCAGGGUGACUCGAGCUCAUCGAGAGCUGAAGGAGAGGAGGAGCCAAGAGCAGCUGCAGGAGGAGCGCUGUGUGCUGGAGGAGAAACUCUCUCGCUGUGAGUUUGAUCUGAAUGAAGCGGAGCUGAAAACUCAACAGCUGCAGAAGAGAAUUCAAGAGCUGGAGGAGAACCGACACACACAUGACGACAGACACCACAAACUCAUGGAGGUGCGAGUGUGUGAGCUGGAGAGGAGUGUGAUGGAGGAGCGCAGCGGUUCAGACUCGCUCAUGAAGAGGCUGGAGCGAGGACGAGAGCAGAUGGAGCAGCUGAGAGCAGAACUGCUGCAGGAACGAGCUGCUCGACAGGAUCUGGAGUGUGACCGAAUCCGUCUGGAGCGGCAGAAUAAGGACCUGCGGAGCCGCGUCUCACAGCUGGAGGGAUCUCAGCGCUCCGGGACCGACGCCACCAUCUCCAAACUCCAGCUCCAGGUCCACGAGCUGGAGGAGAGGCUGCUGGGAGAGGAAAAAGAGAACGGAGAACUGCAGCAGCAGAACCGCAGACUGGAGCGACACCUGAAGGAGCUGACCCUACACCUGGAGGAGGAGCGGCUCGAGCUGCAGGACCAGAGAGAUCAGCUGGCCCUGCGUCUGAGAACACUGAAGCGUCAGCUGGACGAGGCCGAGGAGGAGAUGGAGAGGCUGGAGAACAGCAAGAAGAAGCUGCAGAGAGACCUGGAGGAGCAGCAGGAGCAGAACGAGCAGCUGCACACCGAGCUCUGUGGACUCAGGCGCAACAACAGACCCACUAAACUACAGAUUACAGCUGAUGAUGAAGAUGAUGAAGAUGAAAAUGAGACUGAAGCAACACUAGAUGCAAAUUAACUGUGUAUUAAUCAUUCACGCGUGUCUCCUGCCACAUGUCUACUAAAAUCAUCGUUUACGCAGGUUAAUUCAUUAAUCACUCACAGUCCUCAUCACUCUGUUUGAUCAGACGUUACUGAAAGAUAAAUAUGGUGAAUAUGUUUUAAUAAAGCAUAUUUUGAUUGAGGUAUCACACUCCCUCUCUCUCCCAUCAGACGGUGCUUUACCAAGGCAGGGUCAAGGGUUAGGGUAGGGUCAUGGUCAAGGUCAGGGUGAGGGUCAUGGUAGGGUCAAGGUCAGGGUGAGGGUCAUGGUAGGGUCAAGAUCACGGUGAGGGUCAUGGUAGGGUCAAUGUCAGGGUGAGGGUCAUGUUAGGGUCAAGGUCAGGGUAAGGAAUAACGUAAAAAGUUUUGGGGUCGGUACGAUGUCACAUGACCCUUCAGAAAUCACUCUAAUAAUAAUCAUAAAUGUUUUGUGAUGCUCAUAUUAAUGUUGAAAACAGUGGUGCUGCUUCAGAUGUGUGUGUGGAAACUGAUACAUUUUGUUCUUCAGGAUUCUUUGAUGAAUGGAAAGUUCAAAAGCACAGCAUUUAUAUGAAAUAUAAUCUUUUGUAACAUUAUACACGUCUUUACUGUACUUUUGUUUCAGUUUAAUGCAUCUGUGAAUAAUA
This is a messenger RNA of Pimephales promelas (fathead minnow), 2443 nucleotides long. Lineage: Eukaryota; Metazoa; Chordata; Actinopteri; Cypriniformes; Leuciscidae. The record is from RefSeq and is a predicted model, not a curated record.